AUUAUGAGAAAAUUACUUCUCCCUUUUAGUCGCCUAGCUCCUCUCCUUGAUCUGAAUAAAUAUUAUACAUAAAUAUAAUUCCAUUUAGCAUAAAUGUAGCAUUUCUUCAUUUUCCUAUUUUCUUCUCCGAUCCCAUAAUCCCUCAGCUGCUAUCUUAUUUUUUCCCUUCCAUUUUUUUUUUUUGUAACAAUUGAAUUUUUGGUUGAGAAAAUUUUAGGGUUAGGGUUUUGAGAGAUGGGACAACAGUCGUUGAUCUACAGCUUUGUGGCUCGAGGCACGGUGAUCCUCGCCGAGUACACCGAGUUCUCCGGUAAUUUCAACACCAUCGCCGCUCAAUGUCUCCAGAAGCUCCCUGCCUCCAGCAACAGGUUUACUUAUAAUUGCGAUGGCCACACCUUCAAUUACCUCGUUGACAAUGGAUUCACCUACUGUGUAGUUGCAACGGAAUCCGCGGGCAGGCAAAUUCCAAUUGCAUUUCUAGAAAGAGUUAAGGAAGACUUCUCGAAGAGAUAUGGGGGAGGGAAGGCUGCAAAUGCUAAAGCCAAGAGUCUUAAUAGAGAAUUUGGGUCCAAAUUGAAGGCUCAUAUGAAGUACUGUGCGGAACAUCCUGAAGAGAUCAGUAAACUUGCCAAAGUGAAGGCUCAAGUUUCUGAAGUCAAGGGUGUUAUGAUGGAAAAUAUUGAGAAGGUCCUUGACCGUGGUGAGAAGAUUGAGGUACUGGUUGAUAAAACUGAGAACCUUCGCUCACAGGCACAAGAUUUUAGGCAGCAAGGAACUAAAAUAAAAAGAAAGAUGUGGAUUGAGAAUAUGAAGAUGAAAUUGAUUGUAUUCGGUAUUGUUGCUGUGAUUAUUAUUGUGAUUAUUAUCUCAGUCUGCCGUAACCUCAACUGUUAAUCUGUCUUGGAUUUACCACCUACUGCUGUUUUGCUGCCCUUGCUAACCGGGGUUAUCCGGAUAGAUUGCUUCAUUCUUUCAUAGCUUAUUUUAUAUAUAUAUAUAUAUAUAUUUCUCCCUUGCUGGCCGAUUAGGAUAGUGAAAGAAAGGCUUUGUAUAGGGGUUACACUUUGGACCUUUUUUAAGGGUAAAUAAAUAUUUCUAUAAAGGUCUUUCUUUAUAUUGUAACAAUG
Messenger RNA from Gossypium raimondii (Peruvian cotton), 1127 nucleotides. Its product is annotated as putative vesicle-associated membrane protein 726. The record is from RefSeq and is a predicted model, not a curated record. The transcript has 5 exons. Gene Ontology annotation, biological process: vesicle-mediated transport. Lineage: Eukaryota; Viridiplantae; Streptophyta; Magnoliopsida; Malvales; Malvaceae. Gene Ontology annotation, cellular component: membrane. Bases 235 to 894 code for a protein of 219 amino acids.